Molecule: messenger RNA, 339 nt
Organism: Prorocentrum cordatum
Lineage: Eukaryota; Dinophyceae; Prorocentrales; Prorocentraceae
Source: the annotation of a GenBank genome assembly
AUGCAGACUACGAGCGGCAUCGGCAGCGUCACGUCCACGCGUUCCCAGGUGGAGGUGCCGGCGAAGACCUUUGGCGAUAUAGGCGCGAAGCUGGACGCGCUGCUGGGCGACUCCUAUGACCCGUUCGUCCCAGUGGUCACCGGCUAUAUCGCGAAGGACAUGACCCGCGCGGCUUCAUCACAACGCUGGGGCGCCACGGCUCCGAUCAGACCGCCGCGAUCAUCGGUGCGGCGGUGGGGGCGCCGGAGGUGCAGCUCUGGAAGGACCCCAGGGACGUCGGAGGCGUCUUCACCGCCGAUCGGCACAUCGCGCCGGCGGCCGCUCCGGUGCGGCUGCUGA